AUGAAGGCAGCCGGUGGUGAGAACGUUUCAAUGACCUCGAAUACGGUCGUUCAGGCUAAAGCGAUUGGCCAAAAGCGAUUGAAAAAGGAAUUGGAACACUUCAGCCGAUGCCACCUGGUCACUUCCAAGCAAAUCCAGGUGAAUCCAUGUGUUUAUGACCUACCGCUUUAAAUAAUUGGUUAAUUCAAUGGCUAUAAUCAAAGAGAUAGUGUUUAGAGAAGGAUCUCGUCAACCUCCAACGGCAAAAGUUGAAUUGGUUACAAAAGUCAUCCAAAUGGAAAGCCGAAUGGUUGGAUUGGUACAGAAAUGUUCGAAAUCGCUUGAAAAAAGCAAAUCCAGGGUUUAGGCUCGCCAUUCGGACCUUUUGGCUAUGAAUCUCACUUUCUCGUCACUCGGGCAACUCUCUCCUAGCUUUACAGCGCAUUUAACCCGUUUAGCUAGAGAUUAUAGCCCUUGAAUUAAUCAAUUAUUGCAAACAGUGGGUUAUAAUGAGUCAUAAUUAAUCGCUUUCAUUCAAUCCAGGUCGAGAAUGCAAAUGAAACCACUUGGAAUCUGAUCCUUUCUCCGGUGAGUUUCUUGUUGCAAACGUUGCUGAUGUGCAAUUUACACUUUCCCUCUUUUCUAGAUGGACCCUCCUUACAAUGAAGAAAAGUUCAAGAUGGCUCUCGAAUUUCAUCCGGAAUAUCCGUUUAAGCCCCCCAGGAUCUGUUUUGUGUCCCCAAUCUACCAUCCCAAUGUGAAUUCGAAGGGCGAAAUUUGUUUGACCAUUUUAGCAAUUGAGAAUUGGAAACCGGGAAUUACUGUAGCUUCGGGUAAUUCCUGUUUUCGAUUAAUUAUUUUUUUCCAGUUAUGUAUUCGCUGAUCAGCUUGUUGCGUAACCCAGAACCGGAGAGAGGAUUGGUACCGGAAAUCAUCACCGAAUAUUUGAAUGUAUGUUAUUGUUGGCAUACUCUUUUAUAUAUUGUAAUGUUCUCUUCAGAACAACGAAAAAUUCAUUGCCAAAGCGAGAGAAAAGUCCUUCCAAACCCAGUAG
Bursaphelenchus xylophilus (pine wood nematode) is the source of this 1033-nucleotide messenger RNA. The record is from the annotation of a GenBank genome assembly. Lineage: Eukaryota; Metazoa; Nematoda; Chromadorea; Rhabditida; Aphelenchoididae.